Messenger RNA from Phlebotomus argentipes, 797 nucleotides. Its product is annotated as DAZ-associated protein 2-like. The record is from RefSeq and is a predicted model, not a curated record. Lineage: Eukaryota; Metazoa; Arthropoda; Insecta; Diptera; Psychodidae. The coding region runs from base 78 to 635 and encodes 185 amino acids. The transcript is spliced from 2 exons.
CUCAAGUGCCGUUUUAUCGCUCAAUUAGUUGAAUCAUCGGACGACGCGCGAACGCAUGCGACAGAGAUCCUCACACAAUGUUUAACAGUGACAAGAAGGACAUGAAGGAUUUUGCUGGAACGGGGGGCUUCGCGCCCACCCAGAGUGGCCCGCCCACGGCACCGCAGUACCCGUGGCCCCAGGUACCGGCGGACUUCUACCACGCGCGCCCCGAGGGCGCCCAGAUGUGGGGCCCGCCGCCGAGCUACGAUCAUGUGAUGCAGCAGAACAUGCCCGUCUACCCAGCGCCCCAGGGCGCCUUCGCCAGCGUGCCGCCCGGCAUGCCCGCGUACGCGCCCCAGCAGGUGCCCGGUGCCAUCUAUCAGCCACCCUUCGCUGCCCCACCCACAUUCCAGCCCGUGCCCGCGGGCCCGCCUCCUGGCAUUCCCGCGUUCGCGCAGCAGCCGCAGGUGGCGCUCUUCGACCCCGGCGCCCGCUUCGGCGCCCAGGGCUCCUUCUCCGUGCCACCCCCGCCGCCCGGCUACGCGCCCUCGGCCGCCCAGAUGGCCGCCAUGCAGGGACAGCCCGUGCAAGUGCAGAAGCCAAAGAACAACUUCUUCACCGGCGGCAAGGGCGCCGGCUUCACAUUCUGGUGACUUCCCGGAACGUCUGAGGAGAAUCUCCGUACACGUGUUUUCCAUGUCUUCUCUCCUCCCUUUUAUUUUUUUUCUGAAUAGAUAAACCAUUAUUUUUGCGCGCUCCUUAUCGCGAACGGAUUCUGAAUAUGAAAUAAAAUUUAUUGAAUUUUGCGCCUUCAA